Physella acuta is the source of this 1827-nucleotide messenger RNA. RefSeq lists its product as uncharacterized. NCBI's taxonomy places the organism in Eukaryota, Metazoa, Mollusca, Gastropoda, Physidae. The record is from RefSeq and is a predicted model, not a curated record.
UAUCAAUUAACAUUCCGAUCAACUCUAGUAAUUAAUUAUUUAAUUCACAGUCAACAUUGGUGACUUGUAGCAAUAUAAUUAUUCAAAUACACGGAUGGGUAUUGUUUAUUGUCUUUCUAUGGUAGAUUUAGACAUUUAUUGUUGGAUAUAGAACUUUAUUAGUGGAUACACGUGUCUGUUUGUGGAUUUAAACGGUUGUUGGUGGAUUUAGACUUAUUUACUUUCCGAAAGUUUAGAAAGUUGUGUUUUUUUUUUUAAAUCUGGUGAACAAAAUGUUAUCCAGUAAAGAGAGUGUGAGGUCUGCUAUGGAUAAAUCCGACACAGCCACGACGAUUGUGGAUAACAAUAACAAGACAGUACCCGUGGAUUAUUACUACAUAGAGGCCCUGCGCUACCUCUCGUGCAAGUCUCACAAGGAGGGGGACAGCGAGUGCCGGUGCAUGAAGUGUCGAGGAAAAGAUGGUGAUAGUGAGGACGACAGCGAUAGCAGCGGAGAUGACGCAACAGCGGAGGCCGCUGGGAAGAGAGAAAGAUCGUGGUCUCAAUCUAUGGCCGAGGAGUAUGAAUCAGGGGCAAUAAGUCAGCUGCCAAAUAUGGACGAAAGUAAUGGCAACGGCCGACUGACCAGCAGACGAUUUAGUGAUGGGAUGUUGUUGAAAUCAGAGUUUAAGGUUUCCAACGGACGAGUCCACUGGGCAGACGAUGUCAAGAAGGAACUGACAAGGUCAAGGCCAAGGAAAAAAUACGUCAGAAACCCAACGCUUAAACCUACGCCCAUCAAAUCUAUCCUGAAAAACGCCUCGGACGAAAAUUUGGUGAUUGAAGAAAGUUUAGGCACAUCGUACUGAUAAAAAAAAACAAACAAACAAAUAACAAUCACCCUUCAACUGUUUUGUUAUGGGUUAGGGAAUUCCCCUUAACCUUUGAACUAUUAAUGAGUGACGUUUCUGUAAAACUUUUUUUUCCCAAGUAUGAUUGGAUGAUAUCUAAAGUCUGGUUUUUUGUCAAGAUAAAUGACUAAGUUGUCAUCAGCUUAUGAUAUUCUGCGCUAACAAAACUUAAUUCGGUGUUUCAGAGGUUUACAUUGAAGGUAAAAAUUAAACCUAGUUUGCUUUUAAACGUUGUUUUGUAUGCGUUCAAGACACAACUUUAAGGAAUUGUAGCACCAAGUGAAUUAGCCUUAAGGAUAGCCAUUGUGGUAGCAUAAGCUAACGUAAGUUAGCCACAGUGGGAUUUAGGGAUUAAGGUAGCUCUAGCCAUGGAUGAGGACGGCGUGGUCGGAUGGUAAAGCGUAGGACUGCUAACACGAAAAUUUCGAGUUCGAAUCCCGGGUUAGCCCUUAAAACAUCCUUGAGUCCACCCAGCUCUCAUGGGUACCCUACUCAAGUAAGGGAAGUGAAUGUGGCUUCAUAUUCCGAGGUUACCGAAACAGGUGAACUCUACUUCAACCUUCCACGUGGACCCUCAGGUUUGAAAAGGUACUGUAGUCAUUAAUGGAGGGUAGCCAACAAGGCUGUGUAAAAUAAUUAUAAGGAAUUAAUAUAGUCAGACAGGCUAUGUAGACACAAUGGUAGGCCAGCCAUAAAUGAGUAUAAUCGUAAGGCGAUGCUACAAAAGUGUGCACCAUUCGUGUGCAACGUUGGUGUGCAAUUCGAACAGUUAACUACUGACCGUCACAUUACUUCCUUUCAUAAAGCACGCGUUGGUUAGACACUGUAAACAAUGAAAGGUUAGCCAAAUACGCGAGUUAUUACAUACAUUACACCUAUUACAAAUGAUUAUGUUGUAUUGCUAUGUAUAAUUUGUUUUGUUUUAAAAUAAAUGCAA